CCACUCUCUUCUUCCCUUUCACUCCUCAGAAUCCUGUCUUCUACUCCCCUCCUUCUUCCAGAAGCUUCGAAGCUACUGCACUUCGAAGAUUCUUCUGUUCUUCUGUUGGAAGAUUUUCAUAAAGAAAUUGAGCGUUAAGGAAUUGGGGCAUUGAUUGCUUCUGAUACAAGUAUAUAUUGAUACGGGUGGAGAGAGUGGAUGCAGAUGAACGGAAUGGGGAGGCAGGGGCAGAGAUCUGGGGCGUCAGGGCUGCAAGUGCAUCAUCAACGGCAAUACUCUGAUAACUUCUUGGAAACGGCGUCCAAUGGUAGAUGGCUGCAGUCGGCUGGUCUUCAGCAUCUUCAAACUUCUAGCACCUCCAUUCCCCCUCUUCAGGAUUAUGGAUUCUAUGGUGGCAGUGGAGGGGGACAAGGGUCUAGGACUGCUCAAAGAGGUUUUAAUGCAGGAAAUGAGUACUUGACAGAGCCUACUACUCCUCCAGUUAGUUCUCGGCUGUUAAGCCAGCAGAGGAAGAACGGUGAAGACCUGAAUGAGUUCAGUCCUGGGCUCUUAGAUCUGCAAUCUUUUGAUACUGAGCUUCUUCCUGAGCUACCAGUUCCUAGCUUGUAUGAUGGGCCUUCUCUCAAUAACCAUGUUAGAGGCAGAAGUUUUGAUGAUUCUGAGCCCUACAUUUCAAGCAAUAAACAGACAGGGAGAACUUGUGGUAUGCCAGAUAACAACCUCCUGAAGAGCUUUGCUGCUGACAAAGAGAAAGUCAAUUCUGUUGCAAAAAUUAAAGUUGUGGUGCGAAAGAGACCACUAAAUAAAAAGGAGUUAGCUAAGAAUGAGGAAGACAUUGUAGAGACACAUUUCAAUUCUCUGGUAGUCCAUGAGACUAAACUUAAGAAAAUCUGAGAUAUGAAUUUCUAAAGCAUUGACAUUAGGUAACAUAAAAUAAUGUGAAUGUAAAUGUUGUUGUAGCAAUGCCAAGGUUUUGGAUUUAAUGAUGUAAAAAGCUUUAGAUACAUAUGUGUUCAAACCUUUUAUGCCUGAUGACUUGUUUUCAUUGUUCAAAAACUGAAAGUUUAUCAUGUUUAGAUUUUGAAAUAAUUUUUCAUCUCUAUA
Messenger RNA from Rubroshorea leprosula, 1104 nucleotides. NCBI's taxonomy places the organism in Eukaryota, Viridiplantae, Streptophyta, Magnoliopsida, Malvales, Dipterocarpaceae. The record is from the annotation of a GenBank genome assembly.